GCAGCACGUGUCUCUUUAUCGCACGGUAAGCAACACUGUUACCAAAUACUGUUCUGUACUACAAUCUGAUGAUAAAUAUUUUGAUUCUUGUUGCUUUCAUCAUAUGGUAGUUUAAUUAUUCAGAUCUUGUCAAAAUUAAUUUUUGGUUGAUUUUUGAGUCGUAAAACAUGGUCAAAACUGUGUUUUUCUCGGUUCUGAAUUCGCAUAAAAAUGUGGCGUUUCUGAUCGACUGUUGUGAUGGAAGCGUGAACAAAUUCCCCUUCAUCAGACGACAGCUAAAAGAAGAGGUUAUUCAGAGGGAGGAUGAUGGAUUGAACCUGUUUGCCCUGAACUUCGCCAAAUAUGGAAAUAGUAGUGUCGAGUGCUGGAGUCCCGAACCUAGAUUCGCCAGCGUCGGAAAUGUUGUACAGGCUGCCCAUUGGAUCAACGAUAGGGUAGGUUUGUCCAGCUUCGGCAGUCCCAAACUGAUCCCAGCCAUCACUCAGGUCGUCCAAUCAAAACCCGACACGUCACCAGUUGAUUGCAUCACAGUCAUCACUGAUCACAGACCGCAAGAGUGCUUCGGUGAUAUCCUUCUAGCUCUAGAGGUCAGAGGUCAAAUGAUACCCUUAAACGUCGUAUAUCUCCAUCAUAUUUCGAGCGAAGGCGACACUCUUGAAUUUUACCGAAACCUGUGCUUGAAAUCAGGAGGCGAUCUGAAAGCAGUGGAACUUUCCUGUGAAGGCGACUUGGUAAAUUGUGACGUAAUUGUUGAAAACUCCAGGGCAAACGUAGUUCAUAAGUUCACACCGUGUUUUCAAUCCUGCUUCAACUGCUUGAAAGAAACGCAGAAAAAUUGUAUGUCUACUAGUUCAUCCAGGAGCCCAAGCUAUCGUGCGAUAACCAUGCAGGAAAGACCAAAGCCAAUCCCAGUUCCGGCUAUGGAACCUUAUUCAGGUCUGACCAAAAAUGCGAUAGUCUUGGCACGCAGAAACGAGUCAGAUGGGUACUUCUAUCUAGCGAAAGUACUGGACUCAAGUUUGGCUCAUGAGAAGCUGGUUGAAUUCCUAGAAACUCCUAGACCGGAAGUGACGAAGUGUUCCAAUUAUGACUUGAUUAACAUCCGAGAGGCAAUGACAUACUCGAUGUUUCCUGGAUCGAGAGUGCUCGGCAAAAUCGACACCCAAAAGUUCUGUCCUGGGACUGUUUUGCAUGGAUCAUUGGACGCCUCUGCAGGCGAAGGUGCCAGAAAAACUCACGACAACCUUGUGAUCGAGUAUUGCAACGGUGAAAUCAUAGCGACGGCACCAAGCCGAUUGGUACGCAUACCCGAGUCGCAAUUCUAUUGGCUGCAAAAGUUUUUCAAUUCGACCAAUCAAUGUAGAGUUACCAGGGAGGAUCUUGAUAUCAAUGCGGCAACUGCACAGUUGGGAUCGCGAAGACCUGAAACGGGAGUUAAGGCGAAACUGGACAGGUUUUUCGGAGACGAAGAACCGACUACAUGGCAUCGACAUAUGUACUCGCAGUUGCCUCACUACGACUUUGACAGGAACAAGUACGAGAGUGACAAGCAGUUGAUUAAGUGGUACCAGGAGAGGUAUCGGAAGCCAGUGUUUCUGGACUCUGAUUCAGAACCCGAGGAAGACACUUUUGAGUUCACUCGGCAGCCGAAGAAGCUGCAGUUGAGGCAGACGUGGCACGACCACUACCUCAGUCUGAGGAGGGCGGACAGUGAGCGGGAGUGGUACAAGAAACUGCUCAAGAGGGAAAACGAAAUCAUGAGACGCCGACUUACGAGACGACCCAAAAGUGCCUUCGACGCUCCUCCGGCUCCAUGGCGCCAGUGGCUGAAACAAGGACAGGAGCCGCCUGCAGAAUACCAGAGGCCUCCAAGGACCAACUUCGGAACCAACACAGAUGACAGAAGUACUUCCAGACUAGGAAUGCACAUCAUGCCCUCAAACAAGCAUGACUCACUGUUUAAGACUCCGGGGGGCAGCCAUGGUAGAGACGUGAGCGUGAAAAGAUUGCUGAUUCAGACCGACCCUAAUAACCCUCCUGGGUCACGUGACCAUACUGAAGCUAUAUACUCAAAGAGAUGGUGACGUAGAGUCAUCGAAUAUCUAUUCAGUAAUUGUGUGUAUUAGAGAUACUCAUUCUGUCAUUCCGACUAAAAAAAUUGUGAUCUUGCGUUCAAAUUAAAUAAUAACUGUUUUCA
Messenger RNA from Symsagittifera roscoffensis, 2197 nucleotides. RefSeq lists its product as uncharacterized. NCBI's taxonomy places the organism in Eukaryota, Metazoa, Xenacoelomorpha, Acoela, Convolutidae. The transcript has 5 exons. The record is from RefSeq and is a predicted model, not a curated record. The coding region runs from base 168 to 2084 and encodes 638 amino acids.